AACUUGCGUGCGCAGCCAGGCUUGGGUCGGAGCGAGCGAGAGAGAGAGAGAGAGAGAGAGAGAGAGAGAGGCAAGAAGAAGAGCCGGAGUGGGUAUCUUCAAAGCUAGCUAGAGAUAUAUAAUAUUAAAGAUGGUGAGAGCUCCAUGCUGUGAGAAGAUGGGUCUGAAGAAGGGCCCCUGGACUCCGGAAGAAGACCGGAUUCUGGUCUCCUACAUCCACAGAUACGGCCAUGGCAACUGGCGCGCUCUCCCCAAACAAGCUGGUCUGUUAAGGUGUGGGAAGAGUUGCAGGCUCCGAUGGACAAACUACCUCCGACCGGAUAUUAAACGAGGGAACUUCACCAAGGAAGAAGAAGAAACUAUCAUCAAGUUGCAUGAAAUGCUUGGAAAUAGAUGGUCUGCAAUCGCAGCGAAGCUACCUGGAAGAACAGACAACGAGAUCAAGAAUGUGUGGCACACCCACUUGAAGAAACGAGUGAAUCCAAACCACGCCGUCCAAAAUUCAAAGCCGAAGGUCCAAAGUGAUGUCAAGACCGUGAUGGCAGUGAGACCUGAGAAGUUGCAAUCGAUUCCCAUUGCGGGCCACCCAAAGUUGGAAUAUCUGAACCCCCAUCCUGUGUCCCCGUCACAGUCUUGCAGUGAAAUCUCCUCAGCCAGCAAUUCAUCCACCAUUACAGGAGAUAUUAGCCAUGCAGGAAUCAAAGAAGGGUGCAUGAAUUCUUCGGAGGAACUCCUGGAAAUUGACGCAAGUUUCUGGUCAGAAGAAUUGUGGGGCGAGGAUUGUGGCACGCCAAUGGAUUGUAGCAUGCUAGCCGGUCCGCCUCCUAGAUCUCUUGGUGAUCCCUUCCCAUUUAGCCCAUCCAAUUUCUAUGAUGAUGACACAAAUUUUUGGUUGAAGGUUUUCACGGAAGCAGGAGAUUUCCAGGAAUUGCCUGAGAUCUGAGAGGCAUGAGACAGAGGGAGGAGGGGAUUAGUAGCUAUAAUAGUAUGAUGAUUUUUUGAAAGGCAAAAGGAAGGAAGCAUCUUCUUUUGGGCUUUUUCCAUGAUGGAAAAUUUGGGACUAGAAGAAAUAUGUAGAUAUUCUCUAGUCAUGCACCAAGCAGGGAAGUCAUAGAUGGAUUACAAAUUUGUGCGAGUAGCCUACGUGGAUUGGAAGGGGUAGAGACUAACGAUGUAAAGGGAGCUUUCUCUUCGUCAAGAGAGAGACAUCCGUAUGAUAUUAGAUAAUCGGGUCCUGAUUUUAUGAGAUUUGAACACAUGGAUGUAUAUCCAUCCUCUAUCUGAUGCUGAGUCAAGAUGAGUUCACAAGUAUCUCAUCCUAUCAGUGUAAGUCUCGAGUUGCCUGCUCAUUUGUGAUUGGCACCUCGUAUGUGGAGCUCAUGUAAUUUGUUAGCAACUAAAGUUCCGAGAAUUUUUUAAAAAAUAAAUUUAAAUAUUUGAAACAGACAAGAAAAAAAGUAAAGUUGUUACUGUGUUUGGGA
This is a messenger RNA of Elaeis guineensis (African oil palm), 1481 nucleotides long. Lineage: Eukaryota; Viridiplantae; Streptophyta; Magnoliopsida; Arecales; Arecaceae. The record is from RefSeq and is a predicted model, not a curated record.